AUGAUUGCGCUACAGGCCACCUCUAUCAAGUCCAUCCGAGCUCUUGCUCCCCUCCUUGACCGUGUCCUCGUCCAGCGUGUCAAGGCCGAGACCAAGACCGCCAGCGGCAUCUUCCUGCCCGAGUCUAGCGUUGAGAAGCUCAACGAGGCCAAGGUCCUGGCCGUUGGCCCUGGUGCUAUGGACAAGAAGGGCAACCGACUACCCAUGGGUGUUACCGUCGGUGACCGUGUCUUGAUCCCUCAAUUCGGCGGCUCUCCCGUUAAGGCCGGCGAGGAGGAGUUCCAGCUCUUCCGCGACAGCGAGAUCCUGGCCAAGAUCAACGAAUAA
Molecule: messenger RNA, 327 nt
Organism: Fusarium sp. VM40
Lineage: Eukaryota; Fungi; Ascomycota; Sordariomycetes; Hypocreales; Nectriaceae
Source: the annotation of a GenBank genome assembly